Ascochyta rabiei is the source of this 594-nucleotide messenger RNA. RefSeq names its product rho GDP dissociation inhibitor. Gene Ontology annotation, biological process: Rho protein signal transduction. The record is from RefSeq and is a predicted model, not a curated record. The transcript is spliced from 4 exons. Gene Ontology annotation, molecular function: protein binding; Rho GDP-dissociation inhibitor activity. Gene Ontology annotation, cellular component: cytoplasm; cytosol; membrane. Bases 1 to 594 code for a protein of 197 amino acids. Lineage: Eukaryota; Fungi; Ascomycota; Dothideomycetes; Pleosporales; Didymellaceae.
AUGGCCGACCACAACGACGAUCUGCACGCAGAGCAGACGGAGGGCUUCAAGGUCGGUGAGAAGAAGACGCUCGAUGAGUACCAGAAGCUGGACCAGGACGAUGAGGCGCUCAACAAGUGGAAAGCUUCCCUCGGUCUCGGUCAGGGCAAGGACAUCUCCGACCCCAACGACCCCCGCAAGUGCAUCAUCUACUCGCUCGGUCUCGAGGUGGAGGGCCGCCCUGACAUCAUCAUCGACCUGAAGUCACCUGGUGCGCUCGAGGCGCUCGAGAACAAGCCAUUCACCAUCAAGGAGGGGGCUACGUUCCGCAUGAAGGCGCAGUUCAAGGUCCAGCACGAGAUCCUGGCAGGCCUGAAAUACCUGCAGAAGGUCACACGCAUGGGCGUCAGCAACAAGAUGCAGGAGAUGAUGGGCUCCUACGGACCCAGCACAGAAGAGAAGCCCGUCUACGAGAAGAAGUUCGAGCCGGAGACGGCUCCCUCUGGCAUGCUCGGUCGCGGCCACUACACGGCUCUCUCCAAGUUUGUCGACGACGACAACCAGGUCCACCUGCAAUUCAAGUGGUCAUUUGACAUCAAGAAGGACUGGAAAUGA